Molecule: messenger RNA, 1369 nt
Organism: Durusdinium trenchii
Lineage: Eukaryota; Dinophyceae; Suessiales; Symbiodiniaceae
Source: the annotation of a GenBank genome assembly
GCGCAUCACAACGGUGCAUUUUUCUGCCCGCCCGCCAUCCGUAUCGUUUCUCGAGGUCAGCGAGUCCAGCGCCGCGUGGGCGACCCUGGAGGAAACGGAGCAUGAAGAAACGGUCCGUUUUCUAAGGAAGGAUUUGAUCAGUUGAAGAAGAACAUGCAAUUUGUUCCAAGGAACUGAGGCUUUUGGCUUCUGGUCUUGAGAUGUGAUUCACGUGUCCGACUUCUUUUCCUUGCAAAAAGGGGUCGCAAGAAGAGUUCCUGCAAGAAGAGUUCGUGCAGUGAGUCGCGACGCGCCAGUCAACAUCGUCAACGCACUGAAGAUGCCACAAACUCCUUGAAUGUUUGGUUACCCGUUCGCUUGCUGUCAUUUUUGGUGAAAUCCCGGCCACGUGGGCAGACGUUGUCACACAAUCAAUGAGUCCUCGAAGUGGUCCCUCUAAGAGACAAUGACAAGGACUUGGGACAUUUCACUGGAGUUGGGGUCAGAGGCCACCAGAGGCCCCCCUGCCGGAUACAACAACACUUUUUCAGGACCAGGUUUUACUGCGCUAGACUGGACUUGUAUGGAUAUAUACCUGGACCAGGAUCCCGGAUGUUUAGGACUGGAUGGCAGGUAUGAUCCAGGGACUUGUAGGCUCAGACGGCUCAACUUGUAUAGGCUCAGAUGGUCAGACGAGCGCACGUCAGCCUACACAGGUCACCACCGAGCGUCUCUUGGCCGAGUGUGGCAGCACCCGUCGCUCCGAAGCCACCGCAGCUGAAGUUGGCGGGAUCACCGGACCCGGAUGCCGUGGAGACCGCCAGUGUAGCGAGCUCCAGAUCUAUGGGUUCCAGAUCGUGCACCUCGACCGUCUCGGUGAACAGCGAGUUCAUUCAGGAGCGGCUGCCGGGCAGGCAGAGAGAGACUGCCAAGAUCCAGAGUGAGCUGAAGGCCUUCGUGCGGGAGAUGGUGCGAGGGCGGAAACUCAGCGUCAUCGCUCCAGACGGCUCCUUACGGAGCUGUAGCUGCUCCUUGGACAAGCGGUUGAAGCACUUCGUCAUCGAACUGAAAGGCUCGGUGCGGCGGAUUCCAUUGGCAGAGCUCACCGAGGUCUAUCAAGGCAACGAGCCUGAAGACAUCGAGACGCCGCUGGACGAACUUUGCGCGACCCUCAUGCUGGAGUCCUGUGAGUGCAUCUCCUUCUCCUUCGAGGACCUCCCGUCACGCGAGCGCUUCGCCAUGUGCUUGCAAGUCCUUGUGGACGGCCAGCAAUGACUCGGACGCCCAGUCACCCCCUAUGGUUGGCCGAGAAAACGCAAGGGGUGGUUGCAAAAGGGGUGAAUGUAGGCAUAAUAUGCCAGUCGUUUGGAAACCGUCCGGGGAUCGGUGC